Molecule: messenger RNA, 612 nt
Organism: Penicillium daleae
Lineage: Eukaryota; Fungi; Ascomycota; Eurotiomycetes; Eurotiales; Aspergillaceae
Gene: mrpl4
Product: mitochondrial 54S ribosomal protein uL29m
Exons: 3
Coding region: 1-612 (203 amino acids)
Biological process (GO): mitochondrial translation
Cellular component (GO): mitochondrial large ribosomal subunit; mitochondrial ribosome
Molecular function (GO): structural constituent of ribosome
Source: RefSeq, a predicted model, not a curated record
AUGAGCCGAUCCUCCGUCCAGACCUCGAGCUUCUCUACGACUCCCGUCGUCGCUGCUGGCCGUGGACGCGACAUGAACAGAACCCGCGGCGUGUCAGCAAUCCACCGGACUGGAACACGAUUCAACCUGAGCGCCUCAAAAUACCCUUUGCCGAAGCCCGUGUCGCCCGACCAGAUGAAGCCGCGGCCGGCGACACCUAAUCACGGCCUCUGGGGUUUCUUCCCACCCACCCACGAAGCAUUGAGCACCACUGAGUACGAUGCAGCCUUUGGACGGCCGUGGGCAGUGCAAGAGCUGCGCAACAAGAGCUGGGAGGACCUUCACAAGUUGUGGUGGGUGUGCGUCAAGGAGCGCAACCGCAUUGCUACUUCGAACAUGGAGCGGUCACGAUUGAAGGCUGGAUUCGGUGACCACGAGUCUAACCAGCGCGACGACGCUAUCGUUGUUACCCAGAAGACUAUCAAGCAUGUUCUGCGUGAGCGCUACUACGCCUGGGAAGAAGCCAACCGCCUAUACACCAAGGGAUACCGCCCUCAAGAUCAGGACCCCAUGGAGGACGCCGCUAUGGAAGAGGCGGCUCCUGCUGAGACCCCUUCAAGGAGGAGGCUGUGA